This is a messenger RNA of Drosophila bipectinata, 1622 nucleotides long. Its product is annotated as activator of 90 kDa heat shock protein ATPase homolog 1. The record is from RefSeq and is a predicted model, not a curated record. Lineage: Eukaryota; Metazoa; Arthropoda; Insecta; Diptera; Drosophilidae. Gene Ontology annotation, biological process: positive regulation of ATP-dependent activity; protein folding. Gene Ontology annotation, cellular component: cytosol. Gene Ontology annotation, molecular function: ATPase activator activity; protein-folding chaperone binding.
ACAUUCUAUAGAGUCGUCUAGCGCCACAGAAAACGGGCACACUAAUGAAAUAAGUUGAAUUUUGAAGAAUUCUAGAAAAUUCGACUUACAAACAAACCUACCCAUCCUUGAAUUAAACGAAAACUGCCACCGGAAGCACUGCCGGACCGGAACCGUAGCGAGCCGACAUCAACUAGCAUUUCACACAAGCCGGACACAAAAAUCCCAUCCAAAGAACUAUGGCCAAGUGGGGUGAAGGAGAUCCGCGCUGGAUUGUCGAGGAGCGACCCGAUGCCACCAAUGUGAACAACUGGCACUGGACGGAGAAGAACGCGACGCCAUGGUCCAAGGAGCGCCUUCAUCAGCUCUUCAAGGACUUCAAAAUAGAAAAGAGCGAUAUCGAGUGCGUGGUGGACACCGUGGACAAAUGUACUGGGGAGGCCACCGUCAACAAUCGCAAGGGCAAACUUAUCUUCUUCUAUGAGUGGGAGCUGGUCCUAAAGUGGUCCGGCCGCAUGAUCAAGAACAGCAAUCUGAGUCACAAGGGAAAGCUCACCAUUCCCAAUCUCUCCGAGGAAAACGAUCUUGAGGAUGUUGAGAUCACUGUUACCAUCGAUGAGUCCAACGACGAGUCGGAGACCCUCAAGCAGUUUAUGUACAAUGUUGGGCGGAAUCACGUGCGCCAUCAGCUGGGCGCCUACAUUCGUGAGCUUAAGGAAGAGUACUCCAAGAACCUGAUCCUACCAAAGAAGGGAGACGAGGCCGCCGCCGGCAAUGCUGAGACAAACGCCAACCUCAAGGAUGCUAACAACAUCAAAAAUACCGCUCAGAAGGCUGUCUCCAAUACAUCGGUGGCGGCGCCCAAGUCGAGUAACACCAGUGUGGGCUGUAAGCUCGACGUUCGCACCCUUUCGAUGACCGAAGAGUUUCACUGCAACGCCAAUGAUCUUUACAAUGCACUUACAAAAGCUGAGAUGGUGACUGCCUUUACAAGGGCACCCGCGAAAGUAGACGCCGUGCGAGGUGGAGAGUUCGUCUUGUACGGAGGAAAUGUUGUGGGCAAGUUUGAGGAGCUUGUUCCUGAAAAAAAGAUUCAGCAGAGCUGGCGUCUGAAAAACUGGUCAUCUGGUCACUACUCGAACGUCGUCAUAGAGCUUGAGGAAACUUCUUCAAGCACAAUGAUGACGCUCAAGCAGACCGGCAUUCCCGCCUCCGAAUACGAUGCGAUGAAGAUCAACUGGUAUCGGUACUACUGGCAUAGCAUUAAGCAAACCUUUGGCUUCGGCACAUCGAUAUCGGACGCCUUAUAAGUGGACGUUCCUGGUUGCGGAAGCUCUACAUUGGACAGGGGCUUUGGUUAUAGGCGUAUCAUGAAACGAGUUCCAUUUGUUUUCAACCGAAAGAGCUGCGAGAAUUUCAUUUCCACCCUUAGCUGUAAUUUCUGUUAAUCCUUGAAGGCUCUACGAAGGACACUUCUACAUCGUUCGAUAGUAAAUCGAACUAAAUAAUCACCGGCUCGUUUACAACAGGAAGUAGUAAGAUCGUGCUCCAUAAACGAAUAUUAUAAAAAAAAAAAAAAUUCACGCUUCCGACAUUAAUUUCACACAUUAAAAUGCUGAGAUAAAUAAACGAAAAAACCUGAA